Molecule: messenger RNA, 1393 nt
Organism: Nanorana parkeri
Lineage: Eukaryota; Metazoa; Chordata; Amphibia; Anura; Dicroglossidae
Gene: IDH3A
Product: isocitrate dehydrogenase 3 (NAD(+)) alpha
Exons: 11
Coding region: 70-1167 (365 amino acids)
Biological process (GO): tricarboxylic acid cycle; isocitrate metabolic process
Cellular component (GO): mitochondrion
Molecular function (GO): magnesium ion binding; NAD binding; isocitrate dehydrogenase (NAD+) activity
Source: RefSeq, a predicted model, not a curated record
CUAUGGUGUCGGUGUGUGUCUAGAAGCGUCAAUUUGUAGCCCCGCCCCCUCGUUGAUUUUUGCAAGAACAUGGCUGGCAGCGCUUGGAGGUCACUGGUCUGUCGCUUGGCUGGAGCAGUUAACAGCCAAAAUGGAGCCAGAGGCCUUGCUAGCCAUAUGAGGAUGGUCACUAUGAUACCAGGAGAUGGGAUUGGGCCUGAGAUUUCCACUGCCAUCAUGAAGAUUUUUGAGGCAGCCAAGGCACCUAUCCAGUGGGAGGAGAGAAAUGUUACAGCCAUUCAAGGCCCUGGUGGCAAAUGGAUGAUCCCCCCUGAAGCCAAAGAAUCUAUGGAUAAAAAUAAAAUGGGUCUUAAAGGCCCUUUGAAGACACCAAUUGCUGCUGGACAUCCGUCCAUGAACCUGUUACUUAGAAAAACGUUUGAUCUUUAUGCCAAUGUCCGCCCCUGCGUCUCCAUUGAGGGUUAUAAGACUCCUUACACAGAUGUGGAUCUGGUUACCAUUCGGGAAAACACGGAGGGAGAAUACAGUGGCAUUGAACAUGUGAUUGUGGAUGGAGUAGUUCAAAGCAUUAAGCUGAUUACAGAGCAGGCCAGCCACAGGAUUGCAGAGUUUGCUUUUGAGUAUGCCAGAAAUAACCAAAGAAGCACCGUGACUGCAGUGCACAAAGCUAAUAUCAUGAGGAUGUCUGAUGGAUUAUUUCUGAAGAAGUGCCGAGAGGUUGCAGAGAAUUGCAAGGACAUAAAAUUUAAUGAAAUGUAUUUGGACACAGUGUGCCUCAAUAUGGUCCAGGACCCUACACAAUUUGAUGUACUUGUUAUGCCAAACUUGUAUGGUGAUAUCUUAAGUGAUCUGUGUGCCGGUCUAAUUGGAGGGUUGGGAGUAACACCAAGUGGAAAUAUUGGUGCUAAUGGAGUAGCGAUUUUUGAGUCGGUUCAUGGCACUGCACCAGAUAUAGCAGGGAAAGACUUGGCUAAUCCUACCGCUUUAUUACUGAGUGCAGUCUUGAUGCUGAGGCACAUGGAGCUGCAGGACUAUGCACGCAAGAUAGAGACUGCAUGUUUUGACACCAUAAAGGCUAGAAAGACCUUAACUAAAGAUUUGGGAGGAAACUCUAAGUGUUCCGAGUUUACAGAUGAGAUCUGUCAAAGGAUACGGGACAGUGACUAAUUUAUUUGACUGGCUCCAGUCACCAGCUCAGCCAGCUGACACCACACGCACAUCAUAUAAUGCUGAUGGCGACUUAUUUCAUCAAAGCCUUUUUCCCCUCAGACGUGACAUGAUAUACGAGUAUGCAGGGCAAUGUGCUGGAGGUCACUCUACUAAAAGGACACCAUGCAGCAUCUAAACUGUUCCUUACAGGCCAAUCAGAAAGCCACAUAAGAAUGGGAGAGAU